Messenger RNA from Stylophora pistillata, 2502 nucleotides. RefSeq lists its product as uncharacterized. Gene Ontology annotation, molecular function: protein binding. NCBI's taxonomy places the organism in Eukaryota, Metazoa, Cnidaria, Anthozoa, Scleractinia, Pocilloporidae. The record is from RefSeq and is a predicted model, not a curated record.
AUGGUCAAGAUUUUGUUCAAUCUGAUUGUGGACAUUGCUUCCGAUGUAGCGGAUUUCUUUUUAAAGACCAACCGUCCCUAUUUUGCCAUACAACUUUACAAAGAGUUGCUGACUCUGGCAGACCAUGUCGAAAACGAACCGUCAUCAAAAAGGGACGCCCUCAGAAUGUUUGUGUACCUUGCCCUUGGUCCUGCGUACUUCAGCCUUGGUUCCAUUAAUGAAGCAAAAUCGACUUUCAAACUUGGUCUUAGAGUAAGCGAAGAGCUCAACGACGAAAGCUGCUUAUGGAAGUUCUCCUUCAGUAUUGGCUAUUUGUACCAAGGUCUUGGCCGAUUCGACAAGUCAAUCAAACAUUUUAAAAGAGCACUUCAGAUAAAUGAAGCGAUUGGAUAUCGAGAACAAGCGAAAACUUUCUGGUGCCUUGGAAAAGUAUAUCAUGACCUAGAACAGUACGAAGAAGCACGCGAUUGCUAUCUAGAAUCAAUCCGUCUGAGCCGAGACAAAGGAGACAAAAAAAUGGAGGCUGUAGCUCUAACCGACAUUAGUAAAGUGUUUGGUUGCCUUUGGAAGAUCGAGAAAGAGUUUCUCACUUUAGAAAAAUCACUCAAAAUUUUCGAAGAGAUUGAUGACGCUUUUGGAAGAGCAACAGUAUUGAAUCUUAUGGGAAUGGCUUUUGAAAGAGCUGGGGAAGAGGAUAAGUUUUUCCAGUAUAUGAAAAAAUCUCUUCAAAUCAGUAGACAAGCGAAUGAUAGAAAGAACGAAGGCCGUACAUGUUUUAAUUUAGGCGGAUUUCUUGCACACUCUCUACGGUAUGACGAAGCACUUCCCUACCUAGAAAAAGCCGCUGAACUAAGUUAUUCGUCAGGAGAAAGAGAAGUCUAUGAGCAAGCCUGUAUUUGGCUGACUGAUGUACACCUUGCUCUCGGCCAGUGUGACAAGGCAACGGAAUACAGAGAGCGAGCGACUAAAUCAAUUAGGAAAACAGGAUUUAGAAGGAUUCCUAGGUCGUUGGCUCUAAUGCGUGCAGCUAAUGGUUAUGUUGCAGAAGGAUUUGUAGAACAAGCAUACGAUAUUUCAUCAGAAAGCAUAGAACAAUUUGAAAGUGAACUGGAGCCCCUAAGUGAUGAGCACAAAAUGUAUCUAGGAAGUAAGAAAGGAAAUUUCCUCCUCUCUGUGUAUCAUGCGCAUUCUUGUUUACUUCUUGAUCUUGGCAGAGACCUCGAUUCUUUGAUUGCUGCAGAACAAGGCCGUGCGCGUGUCCUGAGAGAAUUGCUAACAAAGAGAUAUUCAAUUGAAGGAUGCACCACACCUGUUAAUGAGGAAACUUUAGUCGGUUUAGUGGAAAGACUGCAGAAGAAACAAAUUUUAGUAUUCAUAGCUCUUUUUUUUAUCGAAUUUAAUUAUUGGCUCCUAUCAGGUGAUAACAAUGGAAAGCUGGAGCAAUUAAAGUCACCAAAAACACUGCUUGAUCUUCUGGAAGCUAAACCACGCGAUGAUAUCAAAUCCUUUGUCAAUGAACGAGAAACUGAGUGUGAAGACCGUUCGUUAUCAGCAUUGUACGACUGCGACCUCAAGUCUGAGAAUAAAGACGGCGAGGACUACACAACUAAAACGGUGAAACGCCUCAUUGAGUUGGACGAUGAAAACUCGGCAGAUAUUGAGAAUCAUGUACACGAAAUAUUGAUUGCCCCAAUUGCAGAUCGUAUCGAAAACCGAGAGGUUUUGCUCGUCCCCGAACCAAGCCUGUUCAUGGUUCCCUUUGCGGCGCUGCAAGAUGAUUCUGGAAAUUACGUGUCUGAUACUUGCAAAAUCCGCAUCAUUCCCUCGUUGACAGCACUUAAGCUUAUCCUUGACUCUCCACCAGAUUAUCACAGCCAAACUGGAGCGCUGAUUGUUGGUGAUCCACAAGUCAGUCAUAUCACGCCACUAGAGCAAUUGAAAGCAGCGAGGCAGGAGGCUAAAGAAAUCGCUGAUCUUCUAGAGGUGGAGCCUUUGUUGGGUGAGCAAGCCACGAAGGAAGAGGUGCUGUGGCGAAUAACUGAUGUGUGUCUGAUACACAUCGCCGCCCAUGGUGAUGCUGAAAGAGGAGAGAUCGCUUGUGCACCCAACCCAUCCUCCCCUCAAGAGCCAAGUAAGGAGGACUAUAUGCUGAGCAUGGAAGACAUCGCCAAUGUUCGGAUCAGGGCCAAACUGGUUGUACUCAGCUGUUGUCACAGUGCUAAAGGAAAGAUCAUGAAAGCCGAGGGAGUUAUUGGGAUCGCUCGAGCUUUCAUUGCUUCUGGAGCUCGUUCAGUGCUUGUUUCGCUAUGGGCCGUGGAUGACAAAGCUACAAAGGAGUUCAUGAUUCGUUUCUACGGACAUCUGAAGUGUGAUAAAAUGAGUGCCAGUGAAGCUCUUCACCAGACCAUGAAGUGGAUGAGAGAAUCUAAGUCGGCGAGGUACACUGUGAGAGAAUGGGCACCAUUUGUUCUGAUUGGAGAUGACGUCAAUCUGGACCUGUGA